ACUUCCUGCUUCUGAGUCUGUGGAUGGCAGCCUUGCGGAGUGCAGGCAGGGCUGUGCGGGACUUGCUGCAGGACUGCCAGGACAAAGAUCUUGUGAUACAGCGUAAUAUAUCGAACCCCGGCGCUUUACGCAGACACCUCAUCACUGUUGCAAUCGGCCUCCGCUGUUUGACAUCAACACAUCUGUCUUAACGGCAUGAUCUGCUUUUAACCCCUACACGUAUACCAGUUUGUAAAGGAAGACGAUCAGCCCAAAGGCAUUACUGAGUUGGAAUGGAGGUGGAAGCGACCCAAACGGAUGAGAUUAGGCAAAGAAAGAGCGUUAGCUUUGACGAAAAGGAGGAAACGGCGCAGACUGAAAAACCAAAAGACAAAACCAAGAUCCGGAGAUCCUCAAAGUAUGCUGCUCUGCAGCGGUUUGCAAAGCUUUUCUUCGGUUGUCUGGCCGCGGUCUCCAGUGGCAUGAUGUACGCGGUCUACCUGUCUACGUACCACGAGCGCAAAUUCUGGUUUUCUAGUCGACGGGAUCUUGAGCGAGAAAUAACCUUUCAAGGAGAUGGUGCUGUAUAUUAUUCCUUUUAUAAAGACAUGCUCCGGGCUCCAUCCUUUGAAAGAGGUGUGUUUGAUCUGGCCUACAACAACAAGACGGUGUCGCUGAAAACCAUCAACGCUGUGCAGCAGAUGUCUUUGUACCCGGAGCUGAUAGCCAGCGCGCUCUACCAGAUGUCCAGCAGCCAGGGUGCUGUCGAUCCCGUGUAUUUCUAUAUCGGGAUCCUCUUUGGCUUGCAAGGAAUUUACGCCAGCGCCUUGUUUGUGACUAGCUGGAUAAUGAGCGGAAGCUGGCUGGCGGGCAUGCUGACGGUGGCCUGGUUUAUCAUUAAUAGGACAGAUACCACCCGAAUGGAGCAGUCCCUUCCCCUCCGAGAAAACUGGGCUUUGCCGUAUUUUGCCUGCCAAGUCGCGGCUCUCACAGCCUAUUUAAAAACCAACGUCACCUUUUCUGUGGAGAGGUUCUGCUACUUGCUGAUGAGCGCCUCUACCUAUACGUUCAUAAUGAUGUGGGAGUAUAGCCAUUACUUGCUCUUCAUACAGGCCUUGACUCUGUGUCUUCUAGAUGGCUUCUCGCUAGUCCAAAGGGAGAAGGUUCAUGAAAUCCAUAAAAUGUAUAUCUUCUCUGCGGCGGUGGGAUAUUUGCUCCAGUUUGAGAACACGGCCCUGCUGACCUCGCCGUUGUUAAGCCUCGUUGUGGGGUCAAUGAUUGCUAGAAGCCUCCAGAUCACUGUCAAAAAGGGCACGUUCCGGGCGAAGGUGAUGAAGAUCAUGUAUUUUUAUCUGGCGUUUACGAUUGCGGUAUCAAUUCAUUUUUUAUUGAGGACCGUCGUUCCUCACAACGAAAAUCGACAACUUUUGAGAUUCCUCCAAGUAAAAUUUGGGCUGAACAUGACCAAGAACUUCACAGUAAAUUGGCUGCUAUGUCAGGAAUCCUUCCAGCCUCCAUCCCAGGAAUACAUUUUACGGCUGACGCAGUCCUCGCUCUUGCCUUUCUAUAUCCUGGUAUUGCUGAUUUGCCUAUUCUCUGUAUCUCAGGGCAUCUAUAGAAGGCUUUCAGGCAUCCCAGCAAGCACCAAAGUGACGCUCGAGGAGGGUCGAAUAGGAGAACGUCCGGAAGUUGUGUAUCAUGUCGUGCAGGGUCUCCUGCUGGGUUCUCUAGCGAUGCUUUUUGAAGGCAUGAAGUACCUUUGGACACCAUAUGUGUGCAUGCUGGCUGCGUUUGGGGUUUGUUCACCUGAACUUUGGAUAACGCUUUUCAAAUGGAUCCGUCUGAAAGCCAUCCACCCGGUCCUGCUGGCUCUUGUUUUAAGCACCGCAGUUCCCACUGUAAUUGGCUUCAGCUUAUGGAGAGAGUUUUUACCCAAGAUCAUCACAGAGCUUUCCGAGCUGGAGGAGCACUAUGAGUCCGACACAAUUGAGCUCAUGAACUGGAUAAAAAGUCACGCUCCCCUUGCAGCGGUGUUUGCCGGUAGUCCCCAGCUAAUGGGCACCAUCAGAUUAUGCACCGGAUGGAUGGUGACAAGUCUGCCGGUUUAUAAUGACGAAGACCUCAUGAAAAGGAAUGAAAAUAUAUAUCAAAUCUAUGGCAUGAGGUCUGCUGAAGACAUCUAUAAGAUCCUCGCCUCCUAUAAGGCCACAUAUGUCGUCAUUGAAGACUCAAUCUGCAAUGACGUGGCAGGCAUGAAAGGCUGCCGGGUGAAGGAUUUGCUGGAUGUUGCCAAUGAGCACGUGGUGACUGAAGAUGGAGAUGUGUAUUCCUAUUCCAAGUAUGGACGGUUUUGCCAAGAAAUCAAAAUGAAUUAUUCUCCGUACGUCAACUACUUCACAAAGAUUUUCUGGAACAAAUCUUAUUCUGUUUAUAAAAUCAACACAUUGAUAUCGUUCCAAUACUGAAACCAAAGCGGAUCUUCAUCUUGGGACAUCAGUAGCCUGCCCUGUAAUUGUUGGAGUGACAUCGGUGUAGAUUGUGCUUGGUUGUUGGUUCUUAACCUUUAUGCAAUGGUGUUUUUGUUCGCACCGAGAUGAGAAAAAAAUACAACAAAGCUGUAAUCCGAAGGGAUCCAUCCUCCUCGUCAAUAACAAAAAAGCUUCUU
This is a messenger RNA of Spea bombifrons (plains spadefoot toad), 2644 nucleotides long. RefSeq names its product dpy-19 like 4 (gene DPY19L4). The record is from RefSeq and is a predicted model, not a curated record. Lineage: Eukaryota; Metazoa; Chordata; Amphibia; Anura; Pelobatidae. Gene Ontology annotation, cellular component: nuclear inner membrane. Gene Ontology annotation, molecular function: mannosyltransferase activity. The transcript has 20 exons. The coding region runs from base 273 to 2444 and encodes 723 amino acids.